GACUAAAGAGCACCAGAUGUAUUUGUUGGAGAGCAACACAUUGGAUAUUUUCUCCCUUCUCCUCCUCUCUGAGUGCUACAAAGUGCAGAUGCUGACACUGAGAUGCUUUGCCAACAUGUGUUACAAAAAUACAGCUGUCUGUACAGCCAUCGUAGCAGGUAAGCAAAGAGUCAAGUUAAUGUUUUACAAAAUUAUAGCCGUCUAUCAGUCCUGUUGUAGCUGUCAGUACAAUAGAACAAUAGAUUCAAAAGUAGUUUGCAUGUUGAUUGCUGUAUUGAAAUUGAAAAUUUAAAUUACUAACGAUACUUACAAUACUAUUGAUAUUCACAAUACUAUUGAUGUCUUUCCAAUAUAUGCCCAUGUUUAGUUUGUUAUUAAAAAAACAAAAACCCUACAUAAUAAAAUUCCUUUAUAUUUUUAAAUCAUAAAAAGUUUGUCAAGCAACUCUACAAAUGAAUUCAUAUUGGACAGAUAGGGUUGCCAGUCUGUCAGAUGGUCGACUAACUGAAGCUUAACGCCCAAAACAAAUUCAUUUCAUUUAAAAUUCAAGCAAAAUUGUGAUAAAAAAUGAAACAAUUAGGUCACUGCCAAAAGAAAAAUGUUUUCUCCGACUGUUGUGCCUGGAAAGGUUGCCAACCGCUCCUGUAUGAGGCUUUGUCCUCAUUGUAAAGUCAUAUUUAAAUUUAUGACUGCACUUGAUUAGUCCAUUAUUUUAUUUCAGUUCCUGAUUUAGUCCCAGUCUGUGGAGUUGAUGGGUCGAGACAAACCUUCGGAGAUGCAGCUGGCGGCAGCCAAAGUCCUUACCUACCUCCAUCGUGGUGGGGCAAUAGAAGCCACAGAUUUUGUUAUAAGCAGAAAGGUAUUGACAUGGGUAAAAAAGUAUUGACAGAGGUGCAUUUUUUAUAGAAGGCAUUUUAAAAGACUUGCUGUUAACUUAAGUGUGCUUAAAUUUUUUGUCAGUUUUGCCGCUGCAUCCAAUUUUAUUCACAUAAUUUUCAAUACCAUGUGCAUAAUGUUGGCACAUUUGAGGUACUUGUCCCAGUGUUACAUGUUAUUCGACAAUGUGUACAGUUGAAAUACUGUGUGCUCAACUGAAGCAAUCCCAAGUUUGUGGACUGGAGUGCAGCAAUCCCCCACCAAAAGUAUAGACAAGCAAAAACAACACCAGCAACCUGGGUAGACAGGACUCGUUAACCUUGGAUGGCAACACAUCUAAGAGAAGGAAAAGUCUGAAAUCAGACCCUGAGAUGGAGUCCAUUUGGCUGUAUCACAUUGACACAAUGAAAAUUCCGACAACUCCUGCGAUGUGGAACGCAUAAAGAGCACAGUGAAACACGAACAAUCAAUGCCCCAUUUUUUCCCUUGAAUUUACCGUAGCAACAUUAGCUAUGAAUUGAAAUCAAUAAUAGUUUUUUAAUUAAAUAGAACAAAAAGCUAGUUAAUGUUAAUACCUUGAGGUUUAAACUUAAGUCUGUGGGUCCCAAGCAAAAGUUGCAUGGUUCUUUGCAGCUGUCAUUUGUUCUGUUGUUGCUCAUGAACAUGAUUUAGAUGGUUGAUUCUUAUAGUUAUUGAACGCUCUUCCCGCCAUUGUCUCUAUGACUUAUGUUUUAGUCUUGCGGCAGUCUUGAGUGGAACUUUGGAGUAGUAGGAUGUAUAUUAUUUAUGUCUGAUAGCGAGCUGCGCUAUAUUCACGUGUUAUUUGUAUAAUAUUUACUCAGACAUUAAAGUUAUAAUUAUUAUGAAAGGAGUUGAGUUCGUUCAGUGAUAGUAGGAAUAGUACGACGCAUUCAACGUGUGAAAAGAACUUGACGAAUGUAAUCAAUCCAAGAAGACUGUAGGAGUUGACAAUGGUCACUCCUGGUCUAUAUUUUGUCAGAUUCCUGUUGACAGCAUUUAACACCAUUUAGUCCAACAUAUUUCAUUGACAAAUCUCCAAAACCCUAUACCUUUGUGCAAUCCAUUUUUUCAUUUUUUGUAGACAUUGGGAACCCUGGUUCGGAUGUGUAAAAGAGAUCGGCCACUAGACGAAAAUGUCAAAGGAGCAGAGACUCUGGCAUACCUUGUGGAAGUUGACCCUGACCUUCAAAUGAUCGCCAGCAUUAUAGACCAUCUGAUCAGCACACUCUCCAACUAUCUGCACUACAAAGAUGUCAAGAAAAUUUCUUCUGUGGACAAAAAAGUCAGUGACUCAAUAUUUUGAUUUUAUUUUCAUAACUUUAAUAUGCUAUUGUAUUCAAAUUAAUUGAUUCACUAUGUUUAGUCAGAUAUGCACAAUUCAACUAACAUUAGCGGCCAUUAGUUAAAAAUAUUUCAAACAUUUAAUUUGGAUUUUUUUUUGUAUCCGGAUACUGCAUACUCCACUGGCAUUUAACUUUUCCCAGUGUGAUCUUGGCUUAAAUAUUGACUUUAAAUACAAUGCAUAAUCGGACAACUCUUUCAAGAGUUGCCAUGAACCAAAAGGUUAUUUGGCAUUCCUACUCACAAUGUCAUAAUGCAAACGUGGAUAGUUUUUCUUUUUCACUGUUAAACUCUCAGUGGACCAAGCAGCAGAACAGAAUUGAUUUGGUGACAGGCAAUAACACUAACACAAUAUAACUUUUAGAAAUGAACCAAAGGGUUGCUUAUGAACGAAAUGGUCACCUUUAACUUUAACCAAAUGAUGGCUCAUAAACCAAAAUCGUUGCUUAUCAACCAAAUGAUUGCCUUUAAACCAAAUGGUUUGCUUAUGAACCAACUAGCAGAAGAUGAACCAACAAUGAGUCUAAGGCUUUUGUUCAAACUUGGGAGGAAGUAAAAUCAGUAAAAGUAUUAAGUUUGAUGAAUGACUCAUGUGAACUUUCAAUAAAAAAAAAAGUGUUGGACGAAUAUGGCGUAGGUUGGAAAUACAGUAAAGCCCCUUUGAUAAUUGCAGCAUUUGACCACCAUUCUUUUGGAUUCAGACCUUAAUAUUUAAAUGGCAAAGUUUGUAAAAAAAAAAAUAUAUAUAUAUAUUUCACAAUUUUCUUGGUGGGGAGGAAUUAUUGUUUAUUUAUGUGCUGGUUUGUUUUUAUUGUUAUAUUCAAUGUGAAUAAUCUGUUUAUGUCUUUCUUUUAUUAUUUAAAAAAAUCUUUUUCGAGUAAUAUUUAUAUUUGUCUCUUAAUAAUAAUUUUUAAAAAAACAAUGUUAGACAUAUAGUAAAACAAAAAUUAAACAUUAAUAAUAAAUUUAUGGUAAAUAAUGUUAUGGGUUUCCAAUGAGCUGCAAAAAUUAAUUUUCCUGUCCAAAGUAUCUGUAGAAAAUUCACAUUACUUGAUUUACUUGCCAACAAAUUUACAGAAUUUAUGUAAAUUAUUAAAAACUUCUUGCAUUAAAUUAUCGAUGUCAAUGAUAGAUUAUCAUUAUUCAGUUGUUUUUUUACUAAGGUCAGGGUAUAAAGAAUUAACUAUAAUUUUGUAGCUGUGUUAUACUGUCUAACUAUUUUAUGCUUGGAUACUUUGUUAUACCUAGUAACUGAAUUGUUUCUUUGUAGUCUUUCACAAAACCUUCAACAAGUCAAUUAAAAAAAAAAGUUAUACUCAAAAUAAUUUGACUUUGCAUUUCUGGAUCUGUACCGUAACAAUUUUGUGAAUGUUAUUAUUUUAAUAUACAGCUUAUGCCAUGGUGUAGAUGAUUUCUAGUAAGCUAACAUUACUCUGAAACAGCAGUCUUUUGGACCAGUUGUGGCUUAAGUGGACUAUAGGCAACAUCAUUAAUAUAAUUAAAGUAUCCUAGUGUUGCUACCUAAAAAAUUAAAUGUCAUUUGCUAUAAGUGCACUUAAGUACCGGGUAUUUAAAAAAAAAGUUUUACAUUUUGUACUCUUAAAAAAUACUAUCCACAUAACUUAUUUAGAAGACCUUACUCUUUGUUACAAGUAGCCAUACUCUCAGUAAUUGUUGAGGUUCUCAUUGUGUUGGAAGGUACCUUAUCAGACUAAGGCUUCUGUGUUGUACUCUUGACUGUUGUAUACUAUGUGACAAAUGGUUAACAUCCUGUACCUUGUAAGCUGACCCCAUUGAAAACUUUGCUCAUAUGGUGCACCAUGUCAAAUUUCAUUGCUGAAUUUUUACUUUGCGAGUUAAAUAGAUUACCAAUAAAGUUAAAUUGUCUAUCAGUAAAUUUAAAUAGUUUACCAAUUAAGUCAAAUAGUUUACCAAUUAAGUCAAAUAGUUUAUUGAUAAAGUUAAAUAGUUUACAAUAAAGUUAAAUAGUUUACCAAUAAAGUUAAAUAGUUUACCAAUAAAGUUAAAUAGUUUACCAAUAAAGUUAAAUAGUUUACCAAUAAAGUUAAAUAGUUUACCAACAAAGUUAAAUAGUUUACCAACAAAGUUAAAUAGUUUACCAAUAAAGUUAAAUAGUUUACCAAUAAAGUUAAAUAGGUUACCAACAAAGUUAAAUAGUUUACCAACAAAGUUAAAUAGUUUACCAAUAAAGUUAAAUAGUUUACCAAUAAAGUUAAAUAGAUUACUAACAAAGUUAAAUAGUUUACCAAUAAAGUUAAAUCGUUUACCAAUAAAGUUAAAUAGUUUACCAAUAAAGUUAAAUAGUUUACCAACAAAGUUAAAUAGUUUACCAAUAAAGUUAAAUAGUUUACCAACAAAGUUAAAUAGUUUAAGGUCAAUCCAUAAAAAAAAAAAAAAAGAACACACAGAGGGUGGGGGGUAGUUGAGUUUGGAGAUUUAGCGGAUGGGUGCUUAGGGGAAGUGGGGGCGUCUUCAGUUGAACGUAUGUACUUUCAUGAACAAAUUAUACAAUAAUUAUCCUGAAAUUCUGAAUUCAUCAACAGCACAUAUUUUAUCUCUAAUAAAUCAAUCGAUGACCUCAAGAUCUAUGAAACUCAUGAUUUCUAUUGAAUUACAUUCAAAGGCUAGACAAAUAUCAGAUCAAUAUUUUUUGUAAUUAUCAUUCUGGUGUUACUUUGUUUAUUUUACAAGUCAACUCACUGGAUAAUACACUAGUAACAGUAAUAUUUUGUCCACCAUUCCCCUUUUGAAUUUUUCAGUGCAUGUGGCGCUAAUGCUUUUUUUUCAGUGAAGCCUGUGGUACCUAAAUAUUUCGGUUCUCUGCGCCCUUGCCGAAUUAAGUUUUCCUCAGAUGCUCCUAGUCAAAUUCUAACAAAUGCAUUUCGAAAUAACCAAGACAUUUUUUUUAAUUUUAAGGGUUGUUAAAAAUAAAUAAAACAUGUACCUGGGCAACUGAACCCAAUAUAGAAGCUAUGUGAAGAAGCUUCAACAGACAGUAACUAGUCCACCAGGUCCACUAGAUGUUGUGUCCUGUCUCAUUAGAUUCAAACUGGAAAUAGAUCUAUGAAAACUGUAAUAUUAAUUAUACAAUAAUUAUCCUGAAAUUCUGAAUUCAUCAACAGCACAUAUUUUAUCUCUAAUAAAUCAAUCGAUGACCUCAAGAUCUAUGAAACUCAUGAUUUCUAUUGAAUUACAUUCAAAGGCUAGAUAAAUAUCAGAUCAAUAUUUUUUGUAAUUAUCAUUAUGGUGUUACUUUGUUUAUUUUACAAGUCAACUCACUGGAUAAUACACCAGUAACAGUAAUAUUUUGUUCACCAUUCCCCUUUUGUAUUUUUUAGUGCAUGUGGCGCUAAUGCUUUUUUUUCAGUGAAGCCUGUGGUACCUAAAUAUUUCGGUUCUCUGCACCCUUGCCGAAUUAAGUUUUCCUCAGAUGCUCCUAGUCAAAUUCUAACAAAUGCAUUUCGAAAUAACCAAGACAUUUUUUUAAAUUUUAAUUUUAAGAGUUGUUAAAAAUAAAUAAAACAUGUACCUGGGCAACUGAACCCAAUAUAGAAGCUAUGUGAAGAAGCUUCAACAGACAGUAACUAGUCCACCAGGUCCACUAGAUUUUGUGUCCUGUCUCAUUAGAUUCAAACUGGAAAUAGAUCUAUGAAAACUGUAAUAUUUUUCUGAGAGCAAGCCGCUGGGCUCUCAGGCACCCUGGUGCACAUUUUGCGAACCGCUGGCUACACAGACACAUUUUUCAACAAAGUUAAAAAUGACAUAAUAAUUUAUAAAUAACAAUAAAUGGGAGGGGUGAGGGAGAAGCUCAUUUUUAUGUAUGCAGAGAGAGGAUUUUAUCCCAAAAAAUAUGGGUGCAACGUGGGGGGGGGGGGUUCCCCCCUUCUUUUUAGUGGAAACAAUUUAUGGAUAGAGAGUUUAAUAGCUCACCAAGACAGUUUUAUAGUUUACAAUAAAGUUUAAUCGUUUGCUUAUAGAGUUUAAUUGUUUCUCUUGAGAGAAAAUUUUACUUUGUUGUGUGUACUGUGGUUGAUUUAGAAAAAAAUUAUGACAGCUAUGGAAGAUAAGGUGGCGGUGAUAUAGAUGUUAGGCUGCCCUAGAUGUUAGUCUUUUCUACAUAUUGUGGUUUCCUAGAUGUUGAGGGUUGCCUCAUCAAAAUGUUACUCUCUCCAAUACUUGUAUCUUCAUGUUUAAUCUGUUAGGAUGAUGCUGUCGGGAGUUUGAUCCACCCUCUUUAAUUUAUAUCCGCCAUUGCCCAUACUUGAAUGUUGUGCCAUAGCUAGCAUGAGGAUAGUGGGGUGUUUCAAUGUCUCAAUUUUCCUCUGCCGGCCAUGUUUUCAUCCCUUGCUUUGUUGUGUCCACAGUCUUUACUCCAAGGUGCUGCUGUUGAUCUGCUGGGAGAAUACUGCCAGGGCCCAGACAACACACUCAGACUCAAUGCUAUUUGGGCUAUAAUGGCAAGUUAAUGACCAUCUAGAUAACAUCAUCACACUUGACGUAAAAAUCAUAAGUUGAUAACAACUUAGUGCUGUCCUUUUAAAAUUGAUUACCGUUAAUUAUGUUCCAGCAAGUCAUAUUUACAUAAAAGAUUGAUAGAGGUCUUUAAAAAAAAAAUUUUUUAAACCACCCACAUUUGCAUCAUCAUCCGGCAUCACCCCCUAAAGUGGCUUAGGCCAUCAAAGAUAUAUCUCCAUGUUCUUGUUGCCACUGUCUCAAUGCCUUACCAAGCCAUCACUUGGUCUCUUAUUCAUAUGAAAUGUCUUCACAGUAAUUAACCUACUGCUCGACGGAGAGCUUACGAACAAGGGUGAUAGAGACGAUGAGAAGUGAUUGCUUCAUCAAGAGGAUUGAGGACCCUGUCAUGAUCAUUAGGCAGAAAGCUUUGGCUGUUGUUAGAAAUCUCUUGACCUCGGUGAGUGGAGCAUUUAAGUUUUAAAUUAUUCAGCGCACACAGUCUAUAUAAAGGAUGAUAAGUGGACNUUAUUCAGGGCACACAGUCAAUAUAAAGGAUUUUAAGUGGUCAAGACGGGGGGAAGAGUAGGAAAACUCUGCGGAAGAAAGUGAUGAUGAAAAAAUUGGGAUUUUCAAAUAAAACAUGGCGGUGCUUUAUUAUUAAAUUAAAUGUAUGUCUGCCCUCUUUCUCAAAUUUGUUUUUUUCACUUACCAGGAAUUCUGCCAGCAUUUAGUGAUUUGCUUGACUUUUGUUUUACAUGGGGAACUCUUAGAUAAUAUCUUAAUGACUAAGAUGAGCAGUAAGAAAUCUAAGCACAUUGAGAGUGACUAUGGCAAUGCAUACAAAAAUUGAAUAGUCCCAUCAAAUGAUUCACACACAGUUUCAUUCAAACUUUAGUUAAUGAACACACUUAUGUUGUUUUAAAAAAUGUGUCUACAUAGUUAUCCACCAGAAGUUUACUGCCAUAUGCAAAUGAAUAUGUUAUAAUGUUUCCAAUAUAAUGUUCCUGUUAUAAUGUUGUCAGUGAUGAUGUCCAAUAUUUUGUAGGUCCAUGAUGGUGAAGACAGAGACUCUGUGGCCACAAGGUCUCGAGGAGAACGUCGUCCAGGAGAUAAAACAGUAAGCCAGAGUUGAUAUGAAAUAAAUACAUUUUUUAUUGGUUUUUUUAUUCACUUUCAAUAUUUCUGUCCCUUUGGGGUAUGUCCUAUUUUGUUUUUAACUUGAAUCUAGUAUGUUGAGGAGGGCUCAUUAAAGCAGACCCAAUAGUAAAAAUUUAAAAAAAAAAUGUAUACUUUUAAUCUGAAUAAUUUCUUUCAAUUCACGGUUUCAUUAUCCAAUCCAUAUUUAUUUAGCCAAACUAUGACCACCAGAAAUGACAUGAAAGAAGAUGUGAUAUGCACCAACCCAUUGAGCUCUUUUCUCUCAGAAAAUAAACAGUUAUUUCCUCAGUGGCUGAACCCCUCUGAAAAAAAUAACUUCAUAAUGAAUAUUAGGAGCAAAACUUUGGUUUCUUGUGAUUAAAUAUAAAGCAACUGAAUGUACAAAAGCACAGAAGUAGUAGUAUUAAAAAUGUAUUUGUUCAUUUAUUUUCAUCAUCAUUUGGAUUCAGUAGCCAUUUGGGCAUGUCCCCUUCGGCCAUGGUGAAGAAUGUACACACUCUCCAACGCCGUUGUCUGUUUGUACAUAGGGUGUUGGUGUGGUCCAUUUCAUUUGAGAUAUAUAUUACUAUUGAAUGAGCCGUUGUCUGUUUGUACAUAGGGUGUUGGCAUGGUCCAUUUCAAUUGAGAUAUAUAUUACUAUUGAAUGAGCCGUUGUCUGUGUGUACAUAGGGUGUUGGCGUGGUCCAUUUCAAUUGAGAUAUAUAUUACUAUUGAAUGAGCCGUUGUCUGUUUGUACAUAGGGUGUUGGCGUGGUCCAUUUCAAUUGAGAUAUAUAUUACUAUUGAAUGAGCCGUUGUCUGUUUGUACAUAGGGUGUUGGUGUGGUCCAUUUCAUUUGAGAUAUAUAUUACUAUUGAAUGAGCCGUUGUCUGUGUGUACAUAGGGUGUUGGCGUGGUCCAUUUCAAUUGAGAUAUAUAUUACUAUUGAAUGAGCAAUAGAUCACAUGUGACUUCUUUACAUUUGACUCAAUUAUAUAAAGAAAAAAUAUAAAUAUUAUUAAAAAAUAUUCACUUUAUAUAAAAUAAUUAUACACACUGCCCGAUAUUUUCCUAUUUUUCUUUUUUUUUUUUUUUUUUUUUUAGGAUCAUUGGUAGUUUAGAUUUUUAAAUUCAAAGUAUAUUUUUAUUUUUAAAUUAUAUUUCCAUAUUUUCUUGUUAUUUAUUUUUAAUUUGUAAACUCAAAGUAUAUUUAUAUUUUUAAAUUAUAUUUCCAUAUUUUCUUGUGAUUUCAUUUUGAGUGAGAGAUUGGUGAACUCAUUGUUGAAUAUAUUGUCAUUCUCUUUUGUAAGAUCAUUUAUAGAAUGGUGAAGGCUCUAGGCAGUGAAGUCAUUGAUGCUGUGUUCAGGACAGUGAAGAACCCAAAUCUCCCAGUAUAUGUCCUAGAAUAGGUGAGUUUUUAAUGGUGCUGAGUUGGGGGAGAGGGGGGAGGGCAUUCAUUCUCUUUGAUAAGCUACCAAAAUUACUUAGAUAUUUUUUAUUUUUGUGAGAAGAGUAUGGGAGUUUGUUUACUGUUUUGUCUCACUUCAAGACUUACUAUGAAACCAUGCACCGCAACCUUUGUUCCCUUGCGGCAAACCGAGACCAUUUCCACACCACAUUCAAAACAUGAGAGAAAAAAAUUGAUUUUCUGUUGUAUACAACUUACAAUAAUUUUGAAUAUGCUUUCAUUUUUAUAGACGUGAAAUAAACAUAGAGUUAUCAAGUCCUCUUUUUUUCAAUUAAAGUAUAAUGUCCUUCAUCAACCUUAAAAUGCCAUAAUUUUUAAAAAUGUUUGUUCAUUGUAAAAAAAUAUAAGUAUUUUUUCAACUUUCACAGAUACACUAGUUCAGUGCUGUCCAACCUUUUUGACUCUGGGGGCCAAUUUUUGUGUGUGUGAAUCUGAGGGUCGCAUAUAAAAUUAUUAUUUUUUCUCGUCUGACAUUCUUGCAACGUGGCCCAUCCAGCAAAGCUGGGACUCCAAUAAUAAAGUGUGUGUACAGGAGAGACCUACUUGUGCGAGUACCUCAGUGUCUGGGCUCUUGUCCUACCUUUUGACUUUGAGGAUUUUCACAGGCUCAUUGUGUAGAAAGUGGUUUAAUUUCUUUCACAUGCCGAUUUUCAGACGCUCAUCAUGUGAAGUGGUUUAGUUUCCUUCCAUGGCUUUGAUAGACUGUCCAUGUUUCACAUGCAUAUAGUUGUAGCAUUGGGAGAAUGGCAGCCUUGUAAACCUUUAUUUUGGUUUGGGUGCUGAUGCCUCUUCUUUGUCCAUACAUUCUUAGGCAUUUUUAUGAAUGUUGCCCAGGCUCUUGCAGUUUGAAAGGUUAAGCUUUUGGACAGUGUGCUGCCAAGGUAAGAGAAGCUGUUUACAACUUUAAGCCUUUCGCCAUUGACUUGGAUGUUGGGCUCAAUGUAAGGUUUUCAUGGAGGUGGUUGAUACAGGACCUCAGUUUUCUUUGAGUUAAUGGUAAAACCAAAGUUUGUGCAGGCAUCUGAAUCUGAGUAGUUUGCAACACUGCGUUGCAUCUUGGCCUCUAAUUCAGCACAAAUGGCGCAGUCAUCGGCAUACAGAAAGUCCCUGAUAAGGUCUGUCUGGACCUUUGAUUUAGCGUUUGGUCUCCUGAGGUUAAAUACUUUACCAUCAGUUCUGUAUCUGAUGCUGAAUCCAAUUUCUCCCUUGCAGAUAGCUUCAGACAGUUUGGCAGAAAACAUGCUGAAAAGUGUUGGUGCCAGGAUGCAACCUUGUUUAACAACAUUAGACACAGGGAAGGGUGACAUCUUUCUGUUUGAGAGAUCUCAUCUUGUUAGCUCUUGUCUUAUUAUUAUUAUUAUCAUAAAGCCUAGCUCACAUAUCUAGUUCAUCUUUUACAGUCCAGUUGGUGUGCAUGGACUUUUUUAUGGUGACCAACUAGCUACACAUCAAGAAACACCCCCCCCCCAUCCCCUUUUUUUUAUUAAAAAGGCCAGUCAAAGCAGCAGAAAGGAAACCUCCUUUUCAGACCUUUCCAAAAUGAUAUGUUCUAAUUUAUUAUUUUUGCAUCUGACAACCUGAAAUUAACAUGCCCCUGUAGAUAUUUUAUUACAAGUAAUAGUUUUCAAUAUUUAAGUUUAACUGUGAGUAAACAUAGAAACGAAUGUAAAGAAACUAUUUUUUUAUAAAAUGGCCUUUCACUAUCUUGAUAUUUUUUUUCACACACCUGCUUGUAUCUAGUUAAGAUUGAUAAUUUUAUAAUUUAUUUUUAAAAAAUCUUUAUUUAUACAGAGUUAACACAAAUUCUUACACAACUUAAAAGCCUUUUUGUACAAAUUAAAUCAGCGACCACAAACUUAACUUACUGACAUUUGUGUGUAAAUUUAUCAUAUUUAUUUCAAUGUUAAAAGCAAAGUAAAAAAAUAAAACAAUAGUAACAUUUAAACAAAAGUUAUGUCCCACGAUCAGCAGGAGUUUGAAUAUGUCAAAUCAGAUAAAAGAUCUUCGGUACCAUCAACCUGGACAGGAUGAGGCUCAUUUUGUUUUUAUUUUUUUUUACCCAGAAAGCGUUAAGAACUUUUAAAUAACCAGCUAUUGAAAUCUAGCCAAAAAAUGAAACAGCACAUGUGUCAAAGGCUAAAGCGACAAAGACAUAUUUUACUGGUUGUUUCGGACACUUUGAGAUGAUGUGUGCUGGUUGACUUCCACUGUUUAAAUAGAAAAUUCAUGCCCUUGGAGGAAUUUUGCCAGGGCGCAAUUAGCAAAGUCCCGCUGCGCACCAGUUUGCGGAGCUCUACUGAAGACUACCUCUCUUUCAACUCAAUGAAACGUGGACGUGUUUUUUAACCACUUGUAUCCAAUAAAUGUUGUUCUCAUCUCUUGUGUAGGCAUUGUGUGCCCUGAGUAACAUGGCUGAUGGCCCAUCAUGUAAAGCUCACAUGAUUGGCAAGACAGAAGAUCUGCAGUAUGUCAUCAAAUACCUGGUAAGAAUUGUUGCAUCACAUAAAUUAACACAACAGAGACUUGAGUCUUUCUAUGGCCACGCAGAUUGGCAGCAAAGGGUUGAUGUGAAAGUUAAGCACAAUUCAUCUUACAUACCUUUGGAUACUCAGUAGUGCUCCUCAUAUCAUCAGAUAACUAGCGCAGAUCAUGUUGAACGUUUAUUCACAAUUUAAUGCAAAUAUGACUUUUAGUUGUGCAGCAUCUAAUUAUUCCAAUGUUUGAUAUCAACUCGAGUUUACAUUAUUUUAUUAAAAUAAUCACCAAUUUUUUUGUGAUUUCAUUUGCAAUUCUCUAUUUGGAAUGACUUAAUUGAGAAAGGUUGUUUUUAUUAAACAUCAUACAGUAUGUGCCAAAAUUAAGAGAACCAUACUCAAAUUCCAUCAUCUUGAACAUGUCCACUCAUUGGCCAACGGAGCAUAGAUAUAGUCUCCAUGUGUUCCCAGAACUGAAAAGGAAGGUAAGUUGGGCAGUAGUUGUUGGAAACUGGUCUCUCAAAUGAGGAAAAAAUAUUCAUAGUUGAGUAUGAUCUUUGCUCAUACAUUAGUGAUUAACGAGAUGGGAAACCGUGAGCACGUUUGAAAAAAUAUGGCAGAAAUUUUCUCAGAGAGAUACAAUAAGGCGAAACCAAGUAAAACAAUAGUGCUUUUAUUGUUACAAAAUUGUGCAGUUCUGGUAGUAUACUGUAUAAAUGGAAGGGGGUGUCUGGUCGACCAGUAGGUGUUUUGAUAAAUGAGAAUCGAUCAAGGCGCUGCAUUUUUCCCCACGACAAACAUCAGCGAUACACCCAAUAAAAAAAAUUUCUGUAGACCUAAAUGCAUUUUCAUAUUGGAUCCAUGUUGGACAAUGCUUGGCAGAGCGAGGUUUGCAAGCCAGGACGAUGUAUUGUGUAAAAUGUGUGCCUAGGGUGUGUGAGGUUUCAUAUUUAUAUGGGAAUAUUUUGUUUUCCAACAUAGUAUACUGUAUAAAUGGAAGGGGGUGUCUGGUCGACCAGUAGGUGUUUUGAUAAAUGAGAAUCGAUCAAGGCGCUGCAUUUUUCCCCACGACAAACAUCAGCGAUACACCCAAUAAAAAAAAUUUCUGUAGACCUAAAUGCAUUUUCAUAUUGGAUCCAUGUUGGACAAUGCUUGGCAGAGCGAGGUUUGCAAGCCAGGACGAUGUAUUGUGUAAAAUGUGUGCCUAGGGUGUGUGAGGUUUCAUAUUUAUAUGGGAAUAUUUUGUUUUCCAACGAAAUUCACAUAUGCUUACUGGUCUAUCAGACUUUCCCUUCUGUUGACAGAGACGUUGACAGUGUACAUUACUGGUCUAUCAGACUUUCCCUUCUGUUGACAGAGCCGUUGACAGUGUAAAUUUCCAGAAAAGUGUUUCUUGAUGCCAUCUGUUUAAAUCUCUCUCAGGGAAUUGUUCGUCCACUUUUUUGAAACAACGUUCACAUCUUUAUGCAUGGGGAAGGUAAUACUCAACUAAUAAUAGCAAGAGACCCCUUUCCGACAACAAAUGCCCAACAUGUCUUCCUUUUCACUUCUAGGAGCACACUGCAGCUUUAGCUAUGCACCAUGGACAGACAGCAUGUAUGCGUUCGAUGCGCAAGAGUUUCAGUACUGUUACUCUUACUUCUGGCACUUGCUGUGUAACUGCAUUUUAUUUUAGGAUUCUGAUGUCUACCCUGACCAACAGCGUGGCAUCACUCUUCAGCUUCCUGUUGUCCAGUUCAUCACAAAUUUAGCAGAGUCGUCAGAAGAUGGUAAUACAUUUGAAUGGCUUGCUUUGUUUCAGUGGACUGUUGAACAAAUCGAACUGAAAUAGUUGUUUUUUUCCUAAAAAUAACUAUAAUAUAUGUUCUUAAAAUUGGCUUUGAUGACUUGAGGGGUAAGCAGUAAAUGAAGGCAUGGAAAUUUAGUUUAAAAUUUAUGUUCAUACAAAUGAUAAUACAAAUACAUUUUGGGUAUUUAUUGAAAUUUUACUGGAUAAUGAUAAUACAAAUACAUUUUGGGUGUUUAUUAAAAUUUUACUGGAUAAUUUAUAUAUCAGUAUAUUUAUGUUAUCUGCAUUCAAAUAAUUCAAUAUGUGACAGAUGUAUUGGGGCAAAAAUUUUACUUGACAGGUCAAUAAAUUUCUGCCCUGUGCUGUUCUUUUUUUUUUGUGUGCAAAUAUUGAUAAGGGUUUAUAUUGUCACCUAUAUUUGGGCAAAGAGCUGGUCAUUAGCUCUGAUUAGAGUCUGCAUGUUUUCCUCAUGCAGGUGCCUACCAGCGCAUGUUAGUCCUGAAGAAUCUUGGCGUCCAGCGAAUCUUGGAAGACUUAUUGGCCAAAUGUGAAAAAUCAGAUGCAAGGUUUGUACGAUUCAUUCAAAUUAUUGAAACGUUGGCAGUUUCCCUAUUGUUAUUCUGCAACAUGUAUAAUAUUGCCAAUAACCCUAGGCUUCUACUGUGGCUAAGUAGCGGAGUGUUCUGAACUUGAUGCUAUUUGAUAGUAUCACCUUCAACAACUUUUUUUAUUGAUAGUUUAAAUAAAACUCCUGCUCCACCGUUGUGCUAUUUCCAAAUGGUAUAAUAAAGGUGCAGUGACCCUGUUAUGUUUUAAUUUUUAAUGAAUAUAAUGAGUACGAAAAACUAAAGCAAACAAAUUUUGAUGUGAAACAAAAAAAGUUGAAAUAUUGUUUUAAAAAAAAAACUGACAUACCAGGUAAUUUAAUUAAAUUCACCAGGAAUAAAAUUCAUUUACAGCUAUAUCUCUCUGCAGACAUUUCAUAAAAAAUUAACAUUUGAUAAUUCUGUAUAUUCCUCAGCAUCAACAGCCCUCUACUGCACAGCAUCAACAAUGCUCUUAAACAGUUCUCCUGAUGCAGCAAAUUGUCAAUCUCAUUUUAACUGGAUCUCUUUGCAUUUGAUGUGUAGAAAAGCUAUUUAUUGACAUGUGCUAAUUAAACAA
Molecule: messenger RNA, 14745 nt
Organism: Lymnaea stagnalis (great pond snail)
Lineage: Eukaryota; Metazoa; Mollusca; Gastropoda; Lymnaeidae
Source: the annotation of a GenBank genome assembly